Diatraea saccharalis (sugarcane borer) is the source of this 725-nucleotide messenger RNA. Lineage: Eukaryota; Metazoa; Arthropoda; Insecta; Lepidoptera; Crambidae. The record is from the annotation of a GenBank genome assembly.
ACUAAAUCACUAAAAACCCUAUGUUUACUCUCCUCCCACGGUGCAAUUGGGAUUUAUGGGUGUUGACGACUGUAAUGGGAAAACUCAAUAAAAAAUAGUUAAUUAAAAAAGAAAAAACUGUGUUUCUCCAGGCCGUUGCAAAAUGGUGCAAAGAGCAAGAUAUCAGUCUAGUUGUGGUGGGUCCAGAAGAUCCACUCGCGAAUGGCAUGGUAGAUGCCCUCACCUCGUACGGAGUCCGGUGCUUCGGCCCCACCAAGUCUGGAGCGCAGAUCGAGGCCGACAAAGACUACGCGAAAAAGUUCAUGAACAAAUAUCAGAUACCAACUGCAAGACAUAAGUCCUUCACUGAUGCGGCAGCGGCUAAGGAAUUCAUUAACAACGCCCCUUUUCCCGCGUUGGUGGUGAAAGCGGCUGGCCUAGCCGCUGGCAAGGGCGUGGUGGUGGCUGCCUCCAAGGAGGAAGCAUGCGAGGCCGUCGAUGAGAUGCUGACAGAGUCAAAGUUCGGUGCUGCUGGGCAGGUGGUCGUUAUUGAAGAGCUCUUGGACGGCGAAGAAGUCUCGGUGAGUGUGCACUCAAGUUAUUGGAUUACAGUGACUUGUAGAAUAUAAAUCCAUAUAGAUACUAUAUUUGCAUUCAUAAUUAUAUAUUUAUAUUUAUUUCUUCUAUAAUAUAAAAAUGAAUCGCAAAAUGUGUUGGUAAGCGCAUAACUCAACAACGCCUCGACC